This is a messenger RNA of Hydatigera taeniaeformis, 1077 nucleotides long. The record is from the annotation of a GenBank genome assembly. Lineage: Eukaryota; Metazoa; Platyhelminthes; Cestoda; Cyclophyllidea; Taeniidae.
AUGUCAACACCUGUGUCCCAAGGUCGAUCUUUGCGUGUUUCUCGGUACUCUGAAAGGUUGGAGGGUGCUGGUUGCUCCUCACGUGGUCACACUCAGGUUGUCGAUCAGAGGUGUCGCCAUGAAUAUGAUCCCUACCUUGAAAUUCGCAAAGCAAGAGAACGUCUGUGCCUAUAUAAAUCGAAAGGUGAUUAUGCUCCUGAUGACUUUCUUAGCAUGGAAUCUGAUAGAGACUUGCAGCGAUAUGAAGAAAAGCUGAAACGUAGAUAUUCCGAACAGGGAAAUUUUACUGGAGAAAUUGAGCUGGAGCGGCGGAAGUCAGAACUCCUUCGACGUCAGCGUGACAUUGAUGUGGGGAAGACGACUGCGAAGUAUGCGGAGUACAUCUUGAAGGUACCUAAGCCUGAACGUGAGAAGCAUCAUCCUCGAACCCCCAAUAAGUUUCGUAUCGUCUCGCGCCGUGGCUGGGACGGCAUGAUUAAAAAGUGGCGAAGGGAUAUACACAACUAUGAAAAUCUCAACUCUGAUGAUACCUGGCAUUCUCUCGCGUCGGACGUGUCAGUGUCUUCAAACUCGCGUUCUCCAUCGCCAAGUCACAAGGUUGAGGAGGGAUCGUCACAUGUUACAAAUCCGGAUGAAGGAGGAGCUGAGGCAACCGUUUCGAAGGAACGUCAACAGUUACCUGAAUCUGAAACUGACGAAGACACCUUGCAAGGAGGAAAGAAACGAAUGCAAAGUGCUUUAUCAGCUGCUGGUGCAACUGAUGAGGAAACUUUGAACGACGAUGACGUCAAGUGGAAUCUUCGAGGACGCAAAGUCCUGGUAGCGACGAACGAGAACGUUCCGCCACCGGACGUCAUUCACUCGGGUCUAACAAACGAUUUAACUGCCCUGGAUGUGAGGCGUGAUGAAUUAAAAGCUUCAUCGGCGCCAGCUUCAUCUGUCAUAUACCGUUCCAUCGUCACGAAACGACGCACCCAGGCUAGUCUAGUACGUGAAUACUCGGGUCUGAAGCAGAAAAAGUUAUUAUGCUUUAAUGUUGAUCCACGACUCAGCGACUAUCCUCCAAUGAAGUAUUAG